GGAAGAAAGUUGACGCGCUGCAUCCCAAGUAGCUCGCGAUACCUGCGCGCGCCGGGGGUCCUAGGACAGGUGCGCGCACUGCCUGAGAUCGAGGCCGUUCCCUUAUCCCGUGGGAGGAGGUCGGUGUAAGGUGACGCAGGAGGCCCCGGUGACGGAGAGGGGAAGGUCUUGAGACAUUGAUACGGUGUAGUUUCGAGGAGAAAGGUGGAGGGUUUAGUGGCUGGAGAAAGAAGCGGGAGUCGUUAGAGCUCCUGGAAAAGGGCAACAUGAACCGUGGAUACCGUGCGGCGAGCAGCACCAAGUCCCUGUGUACUGUGGAGGUGAAGAGCAAGUUUGGAGCAGAAUUCCGUCGCUUUGCUCUUGAACGUUCCAAACCAGGAAAAUUUGAAGAGUUCUAUGGAUUACUUCAGCAUGUACACAAAAUUCCAAAUGUGGAUGUAUUGGUGGGAUAUGCGGACAUUCACGGGGACUUAUUGCCCAUAAAUAAUGACGACAACUAUCACAAAGCAAUAACUACUGCAAAUCCUUUACUUAGGAUAUUCCUGCAAAGACAAGAAGAAGCAGACUACAGUGCCUUUGGCACAGACACAUUGACAAAAAAGAAAACUGUGCUUUUGCCAAUAUUGCGUCCAGAUAUCAACAAAAAGAAGCCCCAUAUGCUUAUUAGUAUGCCACGUGAUUUUAGACCAGUUUCUUCAAUUAUCGAUGUAGACAUCCUUCCGGAAACCCAUCGCAGAGUACGACUUUAUAAACAUGGAACGGAAAAACCUCUUGGAUUCUAUAUCCGUGAUGGAACUAGUGUCAGAGUAACUCCACAUGGCUUGGAGAAGGUCCCUGGGAUUUUCAUAUCCAGACUUGUUCCUGGUGGGUUGGCACAAAGUACUGGCCUUCUAGCAGUUAAUGACGAAGUUCUAGAAGUUAAUGGUAUUGAAGUAUCUGGAAAAAGCCUUGACCAGGUCACAGAUAUGAUGAUUGCAAAUAGUCACAAUCUCAUUAUAACUGUAAGGCCAGCUAACCAGAGGAAUAAUAUUGUUAGAAACAGUCGAAACUCUGGAAGCUCCGGACAGUCUACUGACAGCAGUACUAGUAUGCAGAGCAACAUGGCACCACAGCACAUUGUGCAGAAUUACCAUCCUGAAGAUGUUGAUAGUGAUGAAGAGGACAUUAUCAUAGAAGGCACUGGUGAGCCUCAGCAAAUUCCUAGAGCUAUACCAACCAGUGAGAGCUUUGAAUCUUUAACACAUCUUGAAUCUUAUCAUGAUUCUACUCAGAAUGGCUUUAUUCCAUCAAACAAUUACAGUUUGCAUGUACAUACCAGUGGGGACAGUUUGGAACAAAUUGGAAAUUUGUAUGAGAAAAAAGUCUUAGAAGAAGAUGGAACCAUUAUUACACUGUAAAUAUUUGAUACACUGCUAUCAGAAGAUGUUUUGUUUUUUUUAAGGCUUGUUGGUUGCACAUUUUUAAUUUUUGUAGCAUAUUGUUUGACAAUAAUGCAAAAAUCAUUUUAAAAACAUAUGUAUAGAUUUUGCAAAGGUAAUUUUAUUUCUUUGACUCUUCCUGUUUUAAAUUGGUUAAAUGAAGGAAUAAGAAUCUUCCCCUUUUAGUCUCACAUUCCAUAGGUGAAUAAAAAAUGGUAUUACACAUUCAA
Messenger RNA from Bombina bombina (fire-bellied toad), 1648 nucleotides. It is a transcript of the gene PARD6B, whose product is annotated as par-6 family cell polarity regulator beta. The transcript has 3 exons. The record is from RefSeq and is a predicted model, not a curated record. Gene Ontology annotation, biological process: establishment or maintenance of cell polarity; centrosome cycle; regulation of cellular localization. Gene Ontology annotation, cellular component: apical plasma membrane; nucleus; cell cortex. Gene Ontology annotation, molecular function: protein kinase C binding. NCBI's taxonomy places the organism in Eukaryota, Metazoa, Chordata, Amphibia, Anura, Bombinatoridae. The coding region runs from base 267 to 1397 and encodes 376 amino acids.